This is a messenger RNA of Stomoxys calcitrans (stable fly), 718 nucleotides long. RefSeq lists its product as uncharacterized. Bases 120 to 551 code for a protein of 143 amino acids. The transcript is spliced from 2 exons. Lineage: Eukaryota; Metazoa; Arthropoda; Insecta; Diptera; Muscidae. The record is from RefSeq and is a predicted model, not a curated record.
UAUAUGACGACAAAAUAAUGAUGAUAUGAAGGUGGUGAUGAUUUUACCAAUGUGUCUGGUCAAGUUCAAUGGCAUAACGGUGGAAAAAUGAGGAAAAUUUUUAAUAUAAAUACUAAUGGAUGUAUGGAAAUGGCUCACAGUUUGAUUUGAAACAUUCGGAGAUAAUAAACCUCAACAACCUCAACACUAAAGUGAAAAUGGCAGCGAUUAUUUAUUUGGCAAUUAUAACAACACUCAUAUUGCCCUUGCAAUCUCAAAUUUAUCCCAGUUAUCCCUAUUAUUAUUACAACACACGCCCACCAUUUAGCGUCCAACCCACUUUUUCACAAUUGACAACAACAACACCCACACCAUUUAUAUAUCGGCCAUUCUACAAUGGGAACACAAAUGGCAUUCGUAUUUGGCCGUAUGUCAUAGGAUACUCGGGAUAUUAUGGUAAUAGGUAUUUAUACACCUUUGACGAACAAACCAAUCCAACGGCUCCAACUCUGGACACGGUUGGGCCAAAUUCGUGGUUUUACAAUAAUAAUUGGAAUACGGGCAAAAAAUGAGAUUUUUUCCCAAUCGAUUAGUGGUAGAUGUUAGUUUAGAUUUCUAAGUUUAACUGUUAAAUCGUAGUUAUGUAUAUUCAUAGACCAUAUACUUCCAUGUGCAUGCAUAAUUCAUUGUAUUUUAAGUGGUAUUAAUUAAAUACAAUUAAAACAGAUUAUACGUUGAA